Molecule: messenger RNA, 627 nt
Organism: Danaus chrysippus (African queen)
Lineage: Eukaryota; Metazoa; Arthropoda; Insecta; Lepidoptera; Nymphalidae
Source: the annotation of a GenBank genome assembly
AUGCUGAGAACAAGAAAAGCCGGAAGUGUUACCAUGGUCAAUUAUCUAUCAUCGUCAUUUGUGUACACUAAGAUCGCAAAUUUAAUAUUGUGGUUAUACGCGGAUAUAAGAUACGGCCUUCCUUUUGGAGCUCUCCUUAUCCUAUUCUCGCUCAUCUUACCUGAACCGACGUAUGCGGGCCCGGAACUGAUCACAUACUUCCGAGGGACUCAAGUAUUGGAUGAGGAGUUAAAACGCAAUAAGAACACUACCUGGCUCGUCUGCUUGUACGCGGCUUGGCAUCCCGCUUGUGUUAACUUCGCACCUGUCUUUGCUGAACUAUCAGCUAGCUACAGUCUUGAUAAUCUGAAGUUUGGGAAAUUGGAUAUCGGAAGAUAUCCAGAAGUGGCCGCCAAAUAUAGGAUUCAAGAUGGACCAACCAGUCGUCAACUCCCCACUGUGUUAUUAAUUAAAGAAGGGAAAGAACAGAUAAGAAGACCGCAGGCUGAUUCUACUGGGAAAUUACAGAAGUUCCUCUUCUCGAAAGACAAUAUGAAGGCCGCUUUUGACUUGGACGACGUUUAUCAAGAAUGUAAGGAGAGGUUAGCAGCUGCAAAAGCCAACAAAAAGACCGAGAAGGUUGAAUAG